Molecule: messenger RNA, 2971 nt
Organism: Lentinula edodes (shiitake mushroom)
Lineage: Eukaryota; Fungi; Basidiomycota; Agaricomycetes; Agaricales; Omphalotaceae
Exons: 6
Coding region: 462-2786 (774 amino acids)
Source: RefSeq, a predicted model, not a curated record
UAAGCAAUUCCACAAACAUGCGCAGUUACACGAUUUCAAUUUCAGAACAACGAUAAUUUUACCGUCGAAGGUGCAUUCAAGGCUGCAAAUAACCAACAUCUCCCUAAGGAUGCACGCCUGGAAGACUGGAUUAAAGGUGCUGGUGAAUAGGGAUCAGACAGUAGAGCGUAUGAGAGCUCUCAACCUGAAACCAACGACGAGCCUGUUGAACAAUUGUGAACAAUAACCAUCCUGAUGUGGAGAAUUCGUCGAACAAUGGAGUUCUUUCAAGUUGAUUGGCAAUAGUCAUAGGCCAUAUCUGGAUCCACGACCAAAGUGCAAAGUAGUAGAUGAUAUCAAGUCCUCGUCACUUCCCCUCGUGCAAUCACUUUUGAUUUUUUUCCUCACUUCGCAUCAUCACUGGUACCGUCCUCAUUUCUUUCUUCAGCGUCGCGAAAUAGAAUUCGCACGAUCGCCCUCACAUGACUGCGAAACCAACUACAGUUGUACCACCAGCAAAAGCGACUCCUUACAACUCACGCGCUACCGACUUCCUGAUAUCCCACGAAGGUCAUCUUGACAAUGAAAGAAACGCCGUCAUAGAGGAUCUGGGGAACAUAGUGCCAGAGAUUGACCUAGACUGGUUCUUUGAAAAUCCCUUACCACCACUGCCGACGGGUAUAGACACUGCAACUGUGGUCGAGCAUUUGCAGAAAUCUGGCGUAGCUACUGAAGAUGCGUGGGGCGGCUGCUCCCUAGACCCUCACGGACCUCGUCAUGAAGACGUAGUUUUUGCUCAAAUCCUUGAACCUAUUUCCAAGGCGAUCUUCGACACUGUGCAGGAACUCAAUCCUUCACUACAACAAACAUUCACGCUUUUGCUGCAGCCGACAAAGUAUCCGACCUCGGAAAGGGCAUGUAGCACAAUGCCUAAUAAUUGCUGGGUUGCCAUAAAAGACGUUGAGAGCAUCAAGGCUGAUCCAGGUCGCUUUUACACUUGGUAUAACAUCGCAGGCCCCGUCGAGGAUAAGAAGCUACCUGAGGGCUCUAGAGAACAACGCAAUAAGAUUGUCUUCAGCAUGCAACAAAUUAUGUCUCUCGAUCCUUGUCGUCGGUUUACCUUCGGUACCACGAUGCGGGAUCGAGAAUUGAGGGUCUGGUAUGCGUGUCGAGGAUUUGUUCUUACUACGAAGCCGUGCGAUUUGCUGAAGGACUAUCACCGAUUGGUCCAUCUUUACAUCGCUUUUGCAUUCUCUUCCCGCGUAAAUUUCGGCUGGGAUCCGACUAUUAGUUGCCUCAGCCCCGAAUUUAUCUUGCGAGACCAGCGAAAGCGGAGAGUGUAUAAAAUACAGGUCCGCAACGAUGAAGGUCAGGUCAAAUCCUUCAAAACAAUUCGUAUCCUCGCGGAUUAUGCUGCGGACAGCACCCUCAGUCGAGCUACUCGCGUGUGGUUGGUUGAGGAUGAACAAGGUAUCCAAUAUGUUCUCAAGGAUGUCUGGCUUGACAUGGAUCGACUUCCGGAGCAUAUAAUACGCGCACAGAUGCUCGCCGAUGUUUUGGAAAAAUGUGGCGCUGACGACCAUGUUACGCUCCAGAAUCAUCUUUUAACUCUUUACAUCUGCGGAAAGGUCUUCGUCAAUGGAGUAGUCGAUACUACCGAUGACAUGAUGCAUAAUCAACCGCCCUGCUUGUCUUCAAAUUCGGUCUUUAGUCUGAAGCUCGAGCAAACAAAGAACCCUUUGCGGCAAAGCUGUGACCCAGCAUCCUCAUCCGCAACCCUUAGUGCAACCACAAAAGGCUACUCUCACAAUCGCUAUCCACAAGCGAAACCUACUUGGCAGGCCCCUCAACCGCCUGUUCUUCGCCGCAAAUAUCAUUACCGGAUUGUUUUUUUUGAAUACGGACACACAUUAUUUGCCGAAAAGAGUUUGUUGAAUAUAUAUACUACUCUCACUGAUUUGCUCACCGCGCUUCAUAUCAUUCAUCGCAGCGGCUGGGUUCACAGAGACAUCAGUUGCGGCAACGUUUACUACUAUACAGGCCCUACUGAAGCCGAGCCUCGAGGUCUUCUUGGUGAUCUUGAGUAUGCCAGGAAGUGCGAUUCGAGGGAGGAACAUCAGAUGCGCACUGGUACUCUCGAUUUCAUGGCUUCGGAAGUUGUAAGUCAAGUAUGGAACUACAUGGUGCCUCCUCCGCGCCCCCCACCCAAAAAAGGACUCGUUUAUAACCUUCCGAAGCGAGCCCCUUUUACAUACACUCCCCUUCAUGAUCUGGAAUCCUGCUUAUGGCUGCUCGUCUACAUCCUUUUCUUCAAUGAUGAUGCACUAAAUCCCCUUUUGGAUCCUCAAACCCUCAUUGUUCGUAAUAAAAAAACUAACCAACUUUUCUCUCGCAAAGCCGAGACCUUUUGGCGCUUUUACUUCAUUCGAGAUUGGGAUACCAUAAAUGUCCAUACGACCGGCCUCUCACCGACUCUUGAGUCUGCUGUUCGCACUGUCUCCUACUUCGCCAGCUACUUGCAUGCCGCCUUUCAGGAGAUUCAAAAGCCAUACACCUCGGUCACUGUUGAAGAAUCCUUUUUGCAGACUCUGUAUGAUAAUAUCCUUCCCCUCGUCAAUGAGGAUUCGCUUUUACGGGAAGAAAUCCGAGACAUUCAACUGAAGUCAAUACCGAAGCCGGUCAUGAGUGCAGGCGAGAAGCGAAAAGCUGAGGAAGAGGCGGACAAAGCCAAUGUCAGCAACCUACCGAAAUCUAAAAAAUCAAGAACACAUACUUCCUUGCAUGGACUUUGUGGAACACUUUUCUGAAAGCAUUUUGUCAAUUCCUUGGAUGAUCUUCGAUAACAUUUCAUUUUUCAAAGUUUGCAUUGUGUACUUCUCAAGCACUAAUUGUGUAUUAAUAUCGCCGUUGUUCGAAGAUGUUUUCUCCAAGUAUGUAUGUAGCUAUAUCUACACUUUAAAGUUUUCAUUAUUGACUCACUAAUGUAUCGUAC